AUGUUCCUGCCACCUAGACCAGACUACAACAUGUUCCUGCCACCUAGACCAGACUACAACACACUCCUGCCACCUAGACCAGACUACAACAUGUUCCUGCCACCUAGACCAGACUACAACACACUCCUGCCACCUAGACCAGACUACAACACACUCCUGCCACCUAGACCAGACUACAACACACUCCUGCCACCUAGACCAGACUACAACACACUCCUGCCACCAAGACCAGACUACAACAAACUCCUGCCACCUAGACCAGACUACAACACACUCAUGCCACCAAGACCAGACUACAACACACUCCUGCCACCAAGACCAGACUACAACACACUCCUGCCACCUAGACCAGACUACAACAAACUCCUGCAACCUAGACCAGACCACAACACACUCCUGCCACGUAGACCAGACUACAACAUGUUCCUGCCACCUAGACCAGACUACAACACGUUCCUGCCACCUAGACCAGACUACAAGACACACUCCUGCCACAUAGACCAGAAUACAACAUGUUCCUGCCACCUAGACCAGACUAGAAGACACACACUCUACUACAACACACUCCUGCCACCUAGACCAGACUACAACAUGUUCCUGCCACCUAGACCAGACUACAACACGUUCCUGCCACCUAGACCAGACUACAACACACUCCUGCCACCUAGACCAGACUACGACACACUCCUGCCACCUAGACCAGACUACAACAUGUUCCUGCCACCUAGACCAGACUAG
This is a messenger RNA of Haliotis rufescens (red abalone), 738 nucleotides long. Its product is annotated as leucine-rich repeat extensin-like protein 5. Lineage: Eukaryota; Metazoa; Mollusca; Gastropoda; Lepetellida; Haliotidae. Bases 1 to 738 code for a protein of 245 amino acids. The record is from RefSeq and is a predicted model, not a curated record. The transcript has a single exon.